Messenger RNA from Acaulospora morrowiae, 1413 nucleotides. Lineage: Eukaryota; Fungi; Glomeromycota; Glomeromycetes; Diversisporales; Acaulosporaceae. The record is from the annotation of a GenBank genome assembly.
AUGGAAAAAGAUCAGUUAACCAAGCUUGUUAUUUUGAAAGAAAAUGAAGAGGUUGAAGAGUACGAGUACCAAAAUACACUGAAUACUCACGUGAGAGAGGAGAAGAAAACUUUUUCCAGUCGGCAACUAGAAUCACGGAAACGAAAUUGCGGUUUAGCUUUCUCAGAAAAUAAUAAUCCACAAAAAAGGAAACAUGUAAUUGAAGACGUCGAGAAGAAUCCGAUUUUAAUAUCUAAAUUAAGAAAGAAAAUUUUGAACAAAAAGAAUAGCUUUCAAGAAAAAAAUGGCAAAGGAAAGAACUGUAAACGUAUAGAAGAAAGCGAUUUUGAAAGUGAAGACGAUAAAUCUUGCAAAAGUGAAAAUGCCGGAGAUUCUGGGUCAAGUGAUGGGGAUGAGUCUCCUUGUGAAAUAGAGAAGAGGAAUAAAAUAAAUCGAACAAUGAUUUUUAUUAUGAAGGAAUAUUGCAAAAAAAAUUUGACAUCCAAGUUUGAUCAUGCACAUAGCUACAUUCUUGAUCUCUCCCCAACUUCAAAAAUUGCAAGAGAAUUUGCACCUGAUUAUUGGUCCGAACUCACUUCCGAUCGUCCUAAUGUAAUUAAUCUGGAGUAUCACAGUGAAUUAAAACCAAUUCUCGAUCAUUUGUUUGAACAAAAGAGACUAAGUAUUCAACAAGCUCGUGCUCGAUGGGAAGGUUUAAGAAAUAUUAAGGCUCCUGAAUAUGAGGAAGGAUUCUCGUAUAACAAAGAUGACUGGAAAAAAAUUAUAUGGUGGAUAGAAUGGGCUGUAGGUCGAUUUCUUGAUGCAUUUGAAUCUGAACGAAACCCAUUAAUACAAGAUUGUCAUGAGAGGGAAUGGUUGGGAGGUUACCUAAUUCCAAUUUUUCAAGGUGCUUUGGCACUUGAUGGUCGUUUUCAAGUAGCAUGGGGAGAAGUUACAGUGCAAGCUUCUUUGCGAAGACGUAAUUCUGACAAAAAUGUUUUAGAUCGUGACCAUAUGGCAGAUAUGUUAUGCUCUACCGAUUCAUACGAGAUAUUAUGUUUAUUGACCUCUGGUGGUCCACACAAAGUUGAUCUCACCAAAGAAGCUUCUGAUCAAUUUCAAUUACAACGGUUGUUAAAAGACACCCUUGAUGAUAUGCGUAUGAAAUAUUACAAUAAAGUCAAAAAAGAUGAAACGUGUUUGUAUACAAUAGGGAUUCAACAAUACAAGACAGAAAUUCGUAUAUAUUUAAUGGAAAGACGUGAAGUUUAUCGACUUCACCUUAUCAAAACGUUGAAUCUUCCUUUAACAUUUUCAACUUAUCGUAUUUUGCGUAUUAGUUUGAUUUGGGCCUGGAAUAUUCGGGGAAUGUUAAAUGAUUUAUUAGAGAAGCUGAUCAAUAAUAUGGAAACAAGUUCUAUCACUCCUCAAUGA